Dama dama (fallow deer) is the source of this 1926-nucleotide messenger RNA. It is a transcript of the gene CAPN6, whose product is annotated as calpain 6. The record is from RefSeq and is a predicted model, not a curated record. NCBI's taxonomy places the organism in Eukaryota, Metazoa, Chordata, Mammalia, Artiodactyla, Cervidae. The transcript has 12 exons. Bases 1 to 1926 code for a protein of 641 amino acids. Gene Ontology annotation, molecular function: calcium-dependent cysteine-type endopeptidase activity. Gene Ontology annotation, biological process: proteolysis. Gene Ontology annotation, cellular component: cytoplasm.
AUGGGUCCUCCUCUGAAGUUCUUCAAAAACCAGAAGUACCAGGAACUGAAGCAGGAAUGCAUCAGGGAUGGUAGACUUUUCUGUGAUCCAACCUUUUUGCCUGAAAAUGAUUCACUUUUCUACAACCGACUGCUUCCUGGAAAGGUGAUAUGGAAACGCCCGCAGGACAUCUGCGAUGACCCUCGUCUGAUUGUGGGCAACAUCAGCAACCACCAGCUGACCCAAGGGAGACUGGGGCACAAGCCAAUGAUCUCUGCGUUUUCCUGUUUGGCUGUUCAGGAGUGUCACUGGACAAAGACAAUCCCCAACCAUAAGGAACAGGAAUGGGACCCUCGAAAACUAGAUAAAUAUGCUGGGAUAUUUUACUUCCGGUUCUGGCAUUUUGGAGAAUGGACUGAGGUGGUGAUUGAUGACUUGCUGCCCACCAUCAACGGAGAUCUUGUGUUCUCCUUCUCCACCUCCAUGAAUGAGUUUUGGAAUGCUCUGUUGGAAAAAGCUUAUGCCAAGCUCCUUGGCUGUUAUGAAGCCCUUGAUGGUCUGACCACCAGUGAUAUCAUUGUGGACUUCACUGGCACAUUGGCUGAAACUGUUGACAUGCAGAAGGGAAGAUACUCUGAUCUUGUUGAGGAGAAGUACAAGCUGUUUAAAGAACUGUACAAAACAUUUACCAAAGGAGGUCUGAUCUGUUGCUCCAUUGAGUUUCCUGACCAGGAGGAACAAGAAGUUGAAACUGAUUGGGGUCUGCUGAAGGGCCAUACUUACACCAUGACUGAUAUUCGCAAGAUCCGCCUUGGAGAAAGACUUGUGGAAGUCUUCAGUACUGAGAAGCUGUACCUGAUUCGUCUGAGGAACCCCUUGGGAAGACAGGAAUGGAGUGGGCCCUGGAGUGAGAUUUCUGAAGAGUGGCAACAACUGACUGCAGCAGAUCGCAAGAACCUGGGGAUUGUUAUGUCUGAUGAUGGAGAGUUUUGGAUGAGCCUGGAGGACUUUUGCCGCAACUUCCAUGAACUCAAUGUCUGCCGCAAUGUGAACAACCCAGUUUUUGGCCCCAAGGAGCUGGAGUCGGUGGUGGGAUGCUGGACUGUGAACGAUGAUCCCCUAAUGAAUCGUUCAGGAGGUUGCUAUAACAACCGUGACACCUUCCUGCAGAACCCCCAGUACAUCUUCACUGUGCCAGAGGAUGGGCACAAGGUCAUCAUGUCUCUGCAGCAAAAGGACAUGCGCACUUACCGCCGCAUGGGAAGACCUGACAAUUACAUCAUCGGCUUUGAGCUCUUCAAGGUGGAAUUGAACCGUAAAUUCCGCCUCCACCACCUCUACAUUCAGGAGCGUGCCGGGACCUCCACUUACAUCGACACACGCACUGUGUUUCUGAGCAAAUACCUGAAGAAGGGCAACUACGUGCUGGUCCCAACCAUGUUCCAGCAUGGUCGUACCAGCGAGUUCCUCCUGAGAAUCUUCUGUGAAGUGCCUGUCCAGCUCAGGGAGCUGACUAUGGACAUGCCGAAGAUGUCCUGCUGGAAUCUGGCUCGUGGCUACCCCAAGGUUGUCACCCAGAUCACGGUGCAUAGCGCUGAGGGCCUGGAGAAGAAGUAUGCCAAUGAAACUGUAAACCCAUAUUUGAUCAUCAAGUGUGGAAAGGAAGAAGUCCGUUCUCCUGUCCAAAAGAACACCGUUCAUGCCAUUUUUGACACCCAGGCCAUUUUCUACAGAAGGACCACUGACAUUCCUAUUAUAGUGCAGGUAUGGAACAAGCGCAAGUUCCGUGAUCAGUUCUUGGGCCAGGUUACCCUGGAUGCUGACCCCAGUGACUGCCGUGAACUAAAGUCCCUGUACCUGCGUAAGAAGGGUGGCCCAACCGCCAAAGUGAAACAAGGCCACAUCAGCUUCAAGGUUAUUUCGAGCGAUGACCUCACUGAGCUCUAA